Molecule: messenger RNA, 802 nt
Organism: Capsicum annuum
Lineage: Eukaryota; Viridiplantae; Streptophyta; Magnoliopsida; Solanales; Solanaceae
Product: E3 ubiquitin ligase BIG BROTHER-related
Exons: 7
Coding region: 79-615 (178 amino acids)
Biological process (GO): protein ubiquitination; negative regulation of organ growth
Molecular function (GO): ubiquitin-protein transferase activity; ubiquitin conjugating enzyme binding
Source: RefSeq, a predicted model, not a curated record
GUCAUUGUUUGGCUAUCCAAAAUUCCAUAAAUUAUCUCAAAGAUAUACUAUUAAUUAAUAAUAAUUUAGUCAUUAAUUAUGGCUGAUGAAGAACAAAGGAAGCCAACCACCAGAAGAACACCUCUUAGUCAAAUAGAUGAGGAUAGGGUACAUAUUAUGUUAUCUAUGAUUGAAAGUGAAAGUGAAGAUGAGGAAAUUACUGCCUCUGAUGAAGAAUUUCUAGAUAGUGAGGUUCAAGAUAAUUUUGAAUUAGAGUUCUACGAAGAUGAGUACGACGACGAGGAUAUGGAGGAAGAUGAUGUUGAUCCAGAUGAAUUAUCCUACGAGGAAUUAAUUGCUUUAGGAGAAUUUGUUGGAGUAGAGACCAGAGGCUUAUCUGAAUCAGAAAUUAGCAAAUCCUUGCAUUCUUCUACAUUUCAAUCCAAUAAUUCCAAGACUCUUAUUGACAAGUGUGUGGUGUGUCAAUUGGAAUAUGAAGAAGGAGAGAAGCUAGUAGCACUUCCAUGUGAUCAUUCUUACCAUUCAAAUUGUAUUAAAAAAUGGCUUCAAAUAAAGAAGGUUUGUCCCAUAUGUAAUGAUGAGGUCUCAUCCACUAAUGUCGUCAAGGAUUUAUAGCUCUAUGAAAAUUGUAUUAAACCAAAUUAUUGUAUUCAAAUCAGUUAAAGAUUUAUUGAAUAUGUAAAGGAAAAUGCACAAAUUUUUCAUUAAACAUAUUCUACUGACAUAAAUUCUAUUUGAAUUGAGGUGUAUGGCCUUCAUAUUCUCUAUUUAUAAAUGUAUGUCUAUUGAGUAUCUUUGUAUA